AUGUCUCAAUCCAGCGACACUGUGGCGCUUAGCGGCAGUGCUCCUGGCCAGUACCCACACUCUAACAUCUUCGACUUCGUCUUUGGAAAUCCAUUUUCACAACAGUCCGACACUGUACCUGCAUCUCAGAAGUUGGCCCGCAUAGAAGACUCGCGGCCCAUCUUCGUGGACAACAACAAUGAUCGCACACUCACCUUCGGCAAGGUCAGGGAGGAUGCCCUCAAAGUAGCUGCAAACCUGCGGGAUCUGGGGCUAGACCCAGAUCAAAUCCACAGCCUGCCCAAAACGCCGACAUGUGCACGCCCUGAACUGGCGCCUGUGGUGCUGAUCCAGCUGCCAAACUGCCUCGCCUUUGCAUCGAUUCUGUUCGGCACCUUCGCAUCGGGCCUGACGGCAUCCCUGGCAUCGCCCGCCCUGACGGCCACUGAGCUCAGUUGGAUCCUCCAGAAUGCGCGGCCGCGCGCCAUCAUCACCGCCAAGGCGUGCUUGGGCGCGAUGCAUGAGGCACUCAAGUCGCAGAAGGACACCGCUUUCUUCGCCAAAGUCCCCGUCUUCACCGUCGACGUGGCCAACGAUUCUUAUCUCACGCCUACCCCGGCUGCCAGGCCCGCAUCAUCAACAUCGCCGCUAGAACAGGACUGGUCGGCCCUGCUCAAGAUCCCAUUAUCCCCUGCCCGAUCGUACCAGCUGUCGGCAGAGACCGCGCCGAACCGCACCGCCGUGAUCCUGUGGUCGUCGGGAACAUCAGGGCGGUCCAAGGGCGUGCUGAUCUCGCACAACGCGCUCGUCUUCGCCACGGCGUCGAUCUGGUACGACGCCGACUGGCACCGGCCCGGCCUGCAGCAGAGCUGGCUGGGCUACGUGCCCUUCUACCACGUGUUCGGGCUGUGCAACAUCUUCCUGCUGGCGCCCUGCAUCGGCGCCACCUGCCACGUCAUGAGCGCCUUCAACCUCGAGGCCAUGCUCGCCGGCGUGGCCCGCCGCAAGGUCACCUACCUGCACAUGGCCCCGCCCGUCGCCGUCAUGCUGGCCAAGGCCGCCAUCGUCGACAAGUACGCGCGGGGCGGCGGCUUCAGCACCAUCGUCGCGGGCGUCACGGGCGGCGCGCCCCUGGGGCACGAGGUCGUCGUCGAGGUGCACAAGCGCCUCGGCUUCCGCGUCAAGAUGGGCUACGGCCUGAGCGAGACGUGCAACACGUCGCUGCAGCGCGGCACCUCCGAGGCAGACAUGCACGCCGGCGCCGGCGACAGCGGCCGCCCGCACUACGGCGUCGAGCUGCUGAUCGCCGCCGACGGCCAGGACUUCAAGGGCGGCGCCACGAAGCCCGGCAAGCUGGGCGCUCCCGGCGAGAUCCUCAUCCGCUCGCCGGGAGUGAUGAGCGCGUACCUGCCGAUCGGUGGCCUGGGCGACGCGCGCCACGCGCCCGACAUGGCCAUCACGGCCGACGCGCUGACGCCCGACGGCUGGUUCCGCACGGGCGACGUCGGGUUUCUGGACGAGCGCGGCGCGAUCCACAUCACCGACCGGCUCAAGGAGUUGAUCAAGGUGCGCGCGUACCAGGUGGCGCCGGCCGAGCUCGAGGCGGUGCUUUGUAGCAGUGAGGCCGUGGCGGAUGCUGGUGUGAUUGGUAUCUACGACAACAGCCAGGCAACCGAGUGGCCGCGGGCAUACGUUGUCCCGCGGAACGCCGAGCUGAUCCAGAAGGGAGACAGGAAGGGGUUAGAAAAGCUUGCUCAGGAGCUCAAGGCGCUGGUGGAGAAGAGGACUGCGAAAUACAAGUGGCUCAUCGGUGGCAUUGUCUUCACGGACGCGAUCCCCAAGUCGCCCAGCGGCAAGAUCCUGAGGAGAGUGAUCAAGGACGGAGGAGUCAAGGGCGGGAUUGAGGUCGUGGUGUACGAGAAGAAGAAGAGGGAUUCCAAGCUGUAG
This is a messenger RNA of Diaporthe amygdali, 1926 nucleotides long. Its product is annotated as cetylsynthetase-like protein. The record is from RefSeq and is a predicted model, not a curated record. The transcript has 2 exons. Gene Ontology annotation, biological process: secondary metabolic process. NCBI's taxonomy places the organism in Eukaryota, Fungi, Ascomycota, Sordariomycetes, Diaporthales, Diaporthaceae. The coding region runs from base 1 to 1926 and encodes 641 amino acids. Gene Ontology annotation, molecular function: CoA-ligase activity.